Habropoda laboriosa is the source of this 1125-nucleotide messenger RNA. It is a transcript of the gene yps, whose product is annotated as Y-box factor homolog. Bases 111 to 950 code for a protein of 279 amino acids. The record is from RefSeq and is a predicted model, not a curated record. Gene Ontology annotation, biological process: regulation of gene expression. Gene Ontology annotation, cellular component: nucleus. The transcript has 7 exons. NCBI's taxonomy places the organism in Eukaryota, Metazoa, Arthropoda, Insecta, Hymenoptera, Apidae. Gene Ontology annotation, molecular function: nucleic acid binding.
UGGAGGCGCAGCCAUGUUGGGAACAUUAGAAGGGAACCAACACCACGACCAGAAAGACGGGAACAUCUAGGUUCGGCAGCGGCGUGUCUUAACACCUUAACACCACCACCAUGGCUGACCCGGAAAAACAGCCCGAACAAUCAAAGGCUGUCCAGCAGAAGCUGGUCAUCGCUAACAAAGUGACCGGGACUGUGAAGUGGUUCAACGUGAAGAGUGGGUAUGGAUUCAUCAACAGGAACGACACUAAGGAAGAUGUGUUCGUCCAUCAAUCGGCCAUCGUGAAGAACAAUCCAAGGAAGGCUGUACGCAGCGUCGGUGACGGAGAAUUGGUAGAAUUCGACGUGGUGAUAGGCGAGAAGGGUCACGAAGCGGCCAACGUUACCGGUCCGUCCGGGGAAGCGGUAAAGGGUUCGCCUUACGCUGCCGAUAAGCGACGCGGAUUUCGCGGAGUUCAUUGGUACAUCAAUCAAAGACGUGGGAACGCUCGAACUCAACGCAGACCUCGGGAAGGUCAGGAGGGAUACGAGCCCGGCGAAGGCAAGACCGGGGACGAAGUGAAUUCCGGUGAAGCUGGUGGACAGCAACGUCGUUACAGGGUACGACGACAGUACGACGGCUUUUACCGGGGAUCACGCCGCUCUGGCCCGUCCGCGCAACAGCAAGGGGACAACUCGGGCGAAGGUGGCGAACAAGUCGGCGAGGGUGGCGGCGAAGGUGGCGUGCCGCGUGGUAGCGGCCGUGGCCGUGGAGGCCCCUCCCGUCGUUACUUCCGUCGCAAUUUCCGUGGGGGAAGAGGCGGCGGACCGCCCCGUCGUCCUCGUAGCCAGGAUGGCCAAGUAAAAUCGGAGCAGAAGUCGGAUGCACCUAAAGAUAAGGAUGCACCUGCCGCUGCCCCUGCUCCACAGGAAAGUCAACCGGUUCAAAACACCACCACAGAAAGCACCGCUUAACCAAGAGUAAUGGUACCACUACAACAAAAACACUCCUUUUAAUAUGUAACACCAACACCCGUUAUACACCGAAGCAACAGCAACGACAACGGCGGCAGCAACAACAACAACAGAGCAACAACUAUAUAACAUAACAAUUGAAGAAAUCCCCUCCCAAAGAAAAAAAAAAAAAAAA